AUGAUCCUCACAAGAGGAAACCUGAUAUCGGAAAAACGAAGUCCGACGAGCCAAUCCAGUCCUUACUCUCCCAAAGCGCUCAAACAUCCCAGAUCUCUUCCCAGAUCCAUCAACUACAUCUUCCGCGAACAGCGCCUUCUCUUCAUCCUCGUCGGGAUCUUGAUCGGAUCCACCUUCUUCAUCCUCCAACCUUCUCUCUCCCGUUUAGGCACCGCCGAGUCGAACUCCCUCAUCCCCAGAUCCAUCUCCAACGUCGUUGUCGACUCCUCUCCUUACAGAACGGGUUUCAUGCCCGGUGGAGGUAAGACGGGUCGGGUUCCUGUCGGAAUCGGACGGCGGAGGCUGAGGAUCGUGGUCACCGGUGGAGCUGGCUUCGUCGGGAGCCAUCUCGUUGACAAGCUUAUCGCGAGAGGUGAUGAAGUGAUCGUGAUUGAUAACUUCUUCACGGGAAGGAAGGAGAAUUUGGUUCAUUUGUUCUCGAACCCUAGGUUCGAGCUUAUCCGUCACGAUGUCGUCGAGCCCAUCCUUCUGGAGGUGGAUCAGAUCUACCACUUAGCUUGCCCAGCCUCUCCUGUUCAUUACAAAUACAAUCCAGUGAAGACUAUUAAGACAAAUGUGAUGGGCACUCUUAAUAUGUUGGGUCUUGCAAAGAGAGUAGGUGCCAGAUUUCUGCUCACCAGCACGAGUGAAGUUUAUGGCGAUCCACUUGAGCAUCCCCAGAAGGAAACUUAUUGGGGAAAUGUGAAUCCCAUUGGCGAGAGGAGUUGCUACGAUGAAGGAAAGCGCACUGCUGAAACUCUAACAAUGGAUUAUCACCGAGGUGCAGACGUUGAGGUCAGAAUUGCUCGCAUCUUCAACACAUAUGGACCAAGGAUGUGCCUCGAUGAUGGGCGUGUUGUUAGUAACUUUGUUGCUCAGGCCAUCCGAAAACAACCAAUGACUGUUUAUGGUGACGGCAAGCAAACAAGAAGCUUCCAAUAUGUUUCUGACUUGGUGGAGGGACUUGUGGCGCUAAUGGAAGGCGAGCACAUUGGACCUUUCAAUCUCGGUAACCCUGGAGAGUUCACAAUGCUCGAGCUUGCAGAGGUUGUGAAGGAAGUGAUAGAUCCGAGCGCAACGAUAGAAUUCAAACCCAACACAGCGGAUGAUCCUCACAAGAGGAAACCUGAUAUCGGAAAAGCAAAGGAGCUGCUGAAUUGGGAGCCGAAGAUCUCUCUUCGAGACGGUCUGCCUCUCAUGGUUAACGAUUUCCGCAACCGAAUCUUGAACGAAGACGAAGGAAAAGGUCUUUAAGGCAGGACACAACACUACAGGACAUGGCAGGCCAUGAAAGAGGAUACCAGACCAUAUUACAGUUUACUUCCUAUAUAUAUAUAUAUAUGUAUAUAGUCUCCUCCUCAAGAGCUCUGCUUCUUUUGUUUGUUAUUUUUGGUACUCUCUCUCCCUCAUGGCUUUUUGUUUCUGCGUUUUUUUUUUAAUUUUCCCUUGUUUUUUUGGCGUUUUUGUUCGGUAGCUAGCUUCAAGUUCACGUUUGUAUUAAUUGGGCUUUGAUUUUUUUUUCAAAAUGGGCUUUUUAUUGGGCCGUAGAUUUGAAUAAGAGGUUUUCAAAUUUUUCAUU
Tarenaya hassleriana is the source of this 1618-nucleotide messenger RNA. Its product is annotated as UDP-glucuronic acid decarboxylase 1. Gene Ontology annotation, molecular function: UDP-glucuronate decarboxylase activity; NAD+ binding. The record is from RefSeq and is a predicted model, not a curated record. Lineage: Eukaryota; Viridiplantae; Streptophyta; Magnoliopsida; Brassicales; Cleomaceae. Gene Ontology annotation, biological process: D-xylose metabolic process. The transcript has 8 exons. Gene Ontology annotation, cellular component: cytoplasm. Bases 1 to 1293 code for a protein of 430 amino acids.